CGCGCACACUGCGCAUGCGCGAACAUUUCCCCAGCAGGUAAACUCCACCAUGGCGGCGAGAGGCCAUGUGCAGGACCCCAACGACAGGAGACUCAGACCCAUAUACGAUUACCUUGACAAUGGCAACAAUAAGAUGGCGAUACAGCAGGCAGAUAAACUGCUGAAGAAACACAAGGACCUGCACUGCGCCAAGGUCCUAAAGGCCAUUGGCCUUCAGAGGACUGGAAAGCAGGAUGAAGCCUUCACUUUGGCGCAGGAAGUGGCCACUCUGGAGCCCACUGAUGACAACUCACUACAAGCUCUGACUAUUCUGUACAGGGAGAUGCAUCGUCCUGAGCUGGUCACCAAGCUGUAUGAAGCUGCAGUGAAGAAGGUUCCUCUCAGCGAGGAGUAUCACUCUCACCUCUUCAUGGCUUACGCUCGCGUGGGGGAGUACAAGAAGAUGCAGCAGGCAGGAAUGGCGUUGUAUAAAAUCGUCCCCAAGAAUCCGUAUUACUUCUGGUCUGUCAUGAGUCUGGUGAUGCAGGCCAUCUCAGCACAAGAUGAGAAGCUGGCCCAAACCAUGUUCCUGCCUCUGGCUGAACGCAUGGUGGAGAAAAUGGUGAAGGAGGAGAAGAUCGAAGCAGAAGCAGAGGUGCAGCUGUACUUCAUGAUCCUGGAGCGCCUGGGAAAGUGUGUCGAGGCUCUCGAGGUGAUCAGGGGCCCACUUGGAGAGAAGCUGACCAGCGAGCUGCAGAGCAGAGAAAACAAGUGUAUGAUGCUCUACCAGAGGCUACAGCGCUGGCCCGAGUGUAACUCCCUGGCCCACAAGCUGCUGCUCAAAAACCCUGAUGAUUGGCAGUUCUAUCCCUCCUACUUUGACUCUCUCUUCCACCUGAUGGACCAGUCGUGGAGUCCGCCAGAAGAAGGAGAGCACUGUUCGGAGGGUUCGGUACAUCACACUGUGGCUGAGGUGGUGAGGUUUGUGGAGGAGAGAAUUAAAGGGGAGGAUGGCAAAGACUCCCGAUCACUCAGAGGACCCUAUUUAGCUCGUCUUGAAUUAAUGCACAGACUGAGAGAAAGGGGCUGUCCUGAAGAGAGCCUGUUAGGUGAGCCUUUAGAGCUAAUGGUGCAGUUCUUCGGGAAGUUUGGAGACAAACCCUGCUGCAUCACCGACCUAAAAAUAUACCUCCAUCUGCUCUCGCCUGAACAGCACGUGCAGUUCAUUAACCGUCUGAGUGAAGCGGUCCCGCUGGGGGAGCAGGGAGAGGAGGGAUUCGCUUUUCCAGAGGACACCAAAGCGCUGCAGAGGCAUUUGUGCGUGUGCCAGCUGAGUCGAGCGCUCGGGCUGCAUCACGCUCUCGACGUGGACGGGAAACUGCGGCUCAUCGCAGAGCUCAAAGCUCACUAUCGGCACGGACUCAAGUUUGGGAAGAACGCUCUGAAGACGGAGCUGCAGUUCUCUGAUAUGUAUUGUCUCAUGGCAGCUCAUGUAUACAUCGACUUAUGGACAGACACUGGGGAUGAGAGCAUGGUGUGGCAGUGUUUGGGCGUCCUCCAGGAGGGUCUGUCUCUGAGUCCCUCCAACGCCCAGUUCAAGCUGCUGCUGCUGCUCGUCUACUGUCACCUGGGAGCCUUUGAGCCUGUGGUGGACCUCUACUCCAGCCUGGACGCCAAGCAUGUACAGCACGACACCAUCGGGUUUCUGUUAACGCGCUACGCUGAGUCAUUGGGUCAGUUCGCUGCAGCCUCCCAGUCCUGUAAUUUCUCCCUCAGGUUUUUCCACUCUAACCAGAAAGAUACCUCAGAGUAUAUCAUCCAGGCGUAUAAGUACGGAGCGUUUGAGAAAAUCCCAGAGUUCAUCGCUCUCAGGAACAGGUUGAACCAAUCGCUGCACUUUGCCCAGGUCCGCACUGAGAGGAUGCUGCUGGACCUGUUCCUCGAGGCUGAUAUUGUGUUGAGUCUGGAGGAGAGCGUGAAGGCCAUGUCUUUGUCUCCAGAGGAGGAUGACAUCCCCUGGGAUAAUAUGAGGGACAACAGAGACCUUACUGUUUUUACCAGCUGGGACCCUAAAGACAGACAGUUAACUGAGGAGCACCGGCGUCGUUCUCUGGAGGAAGAGUCCGUGUGGCUGAGGAUACGCUCUCUAACACUUCGCCUCCUCGCCUCUUUGGCCGCUCUGGGACACACGCCAUCGCAACAGAACUCUGAGGUGACCAACGAAAACGGAGUGGGAGACAAGACCUCGAUCCUCAGCAGCCUGCUGUCGCAGCUCAACCAGACUCUGCAGACGGCUGCUCAGAUAGCAGAAAAACGCGUACAGUAUCCAUUCCUGGGACCCCCCUCCACCCGCCUGGCCCCAGCUCUGUCCAGUGGGAGCUGUCAGUGCCAGGCUGCAGCCCUCCAGCUGUCUGUCCACCUACAGGAGCUGGAGACCGUUGGACUCGAUGAGUCGUCAGAGCUUCAAACCCAGAUCUGUAACGGUUUCAAAUCAUUAGUAGUUCAGCUUCAAGAAAUACUGAAUAAAUGCAAAGGGGAUUUAUUGGAACUGAAAGAGAGCACAUUAAAAACCUGGCCCUCCUUAUUAGAAAACCUAGUCUUCUUUGUUGAGACGGUGUGCAUAGUCUUGUGGAUGGCUAGUCACUGUGCCAAGAUCCUCCGACCACUCAAGACAAGUCUACAGAAGAAGAAGAAGAAGAAAAAGGAUGCAAACACAGCUCUGCCAGCGGUGGUGUGUGGCUUCCAGGAGCUGACGGGGAGCUUGCAGGACGUGUUCACCCAGGCUCUGGAGCAUAUAAAGGGGCAGGAGACUGGCAUGACGGCCCUUAAACUGGCCAGUUUAAGUUUGGAAGGACACACACAGGAGGAGGCGUCGUUUACGAAGGCUGCUAUGGACAAGGUGCAGAGCAGUUACCUGCGCUCACUACAGGAGGUGGGAGAUCUGCUCAAGAAGAGAGCAGAAACUAUAAAGAACCUCAAGAUCUGAGCACCAUCACACACCCCAAAUAAUGAUGACUGUACCCCCACCACCACCACCACCAUCACCAUCAGCUCCCCCUCUCUCCACCACCGUCUGUCUGCCCACCAGCUAACCUUCGACUCCUACAGCCUACCUACAACCCGCCCGGCCUCCUCUCCUCCUGCAUAUUUCUCCAGUCGGCGUUUGUGAGCUCUCAAUCUGGAUUUUUCUUUUUCUUUCCCCUGGACACACACCUCUGGAACAUUUGCAACUCUUAUAGCACACGAGCUUGUAAGUAAACUCAUGAAUUUAUACAGCAGCAGUUAUAAGUGAAAAAUGAGGAAAAAAAGACGUGCUCCUUAAAAAGAUAAGAAUAGAGCAAAUUAGGAAAAAUGAAUACGCAGUUUUAGAAGAACUAAUCUAAUAAAUUAUUGUACAUAGUAAAGAGCAACUACCACAACUCUCAAUGACUAAAUGAGAAUAUAAGACACAAUAAACCACUAUUCUGUUUGUCAGUUACGUUUCCUCUUUUUAUUUCUCACCAUAUUUCUCUGGUGAGAACAAUCACACACAAACACACACACACACACACACACAGGGACUGUUAACACUAAGGAGGAAAGUUAUUUCAAUGUGCUGCUUUUCCAGCUGUUUCUCUCCGUCAAGAGCAAGCAGGCACAAUUUUGCAUUGAACUGAUGAGCCCUCUGGAAACAUGGACACCUGGCUACCUGCAGACUGAAGUUCCCCCCAUUCAGCAUUUAUUUUGUCUUUUCUUCUUCUUCUUUUUUCUUUGCUUUGUGUAUCCUGUGUGUCGCUUUGAAAGUGGAACCACCUCCUGUAGUUGCAGUAUUAUAAAGAGCAGCGGUGGGUUGAGUUAAAGGACUUAUCUUUUUUUUUUUUUUUUUAAUCUGAAUUGUCUGCCGCUAUUCUUUCUUUUCUUUUUUUAAUACCAGUAGAAGCGGUGCUUGUAAACAUGUCUCUUGUGGAACUGGGUUUGUUUCAGCACAACAACAAUAUAUUCAGGCAUGGAUCAAAUAAUCAGAAUCCUUUAAGACUGGAUUGAUUAUAAUUAUUUAAGAGACCAUUUUAAUAUUAAUGUGAACGUCUGUACUUUUCAACCUGGACUCUAUUUUCCCAUGUUUUUGUGUCCGAGUGACGAAUGGAGGCAACAGUUUUUCAAGAGUGUUCAGGAAAAGUGCUUGUUUUUGUCACUGACAGGCUCAGAUUGUUAUUCUAUGUGUGUGAAAUUAUGGAAAGGAUCCCUACAGAGAUAGAGCUCGUUGUUUAAGAUUAACAUCCUAUUUAUUUAACAAGAAACACCUCUGAAAUCAUGAUUGCCACACCCACCAUCCUCCAUUUAAAUAGUACUUGUUUUUGCCACUGACAGACUCAGAUUGACAUUCUAAGUGGAGGAAAGGAUCCCUACUGAGAUAGGCUUUUUUGUGAAAGAUAAGGUCCUUCUGGUUUAACAAGAAACAGCCCCAAGAUCACAAUUGCAACACCCACCAGACUCCAUUGAAAUAGUGUUUGUUUUUGCCACUGACAGGCUCAGAUUGUUAUUCUAACUCUGUGACAACAUUAUGAAAGGAUCCCUACAGAGAUAGAGCUUUGUGUUAAAGAGUCAGAUCCUUUUUGUUUAACCAGAAACAGCCCUGAAAUCACAAUUGCUACACCCACCAGACUAAAUUUAAAUUGCACUUGUUUUUGACACUGACAGGCUCAGAUUGUUACACGUGUCUGACAACAUCAAGGAAAAGGUCCUCACAGAGAUAGACUUUUUUUUUUAAGACAAGAUCCUUUUCAACUACAGGAAACAGCCCCAAAAUUGCUAUAGCCAAAACCCACCAGCCUCCAUUUUAUAUAAUGCUUGUUUUUACCACUGACAGGCUCAGAUUGUUAUACAUGUUUGACAACAUCAAGGAAAGGGUCCUUACAGAGAAAGAUGUUUUUGUUAAUAAGAAAGGUCCUUUUUGUUUGACAGGAAACAGCCCCAAAAUUAUGAUUGCCACCAGAUUAUUAUUCUAAGUGCCUGGCAACAUUUUGGAAAUGAUUCCUACAGAGACAGAGCUUUGUGUUAAAGAGUCAGAUCCUUUUUGUUUAACCAGAAACAGCCCUGAAAUCACCGUCACCAAACCCACCAGCCUCCAUUUAAAUAAACAGUCAUGUUAGUGUGUAUAGAGGCAGCAUGUUGUCACAUCUAACUGGUGAAUUAAGGGUUAAUUUAAACCAAACCAGAGCUGGUGACUGUUGGAACAGCUGAGAGAUGAACCAAGAUGUUUUCUUUUUCAGGGCUGUUUCUGGUUAAACAAAUAGGAUCUGACCCUUUAACACAAAGCUCUAUCUCUGUAGGGAUCCUUUCAUAAUGUUGUCAGACACUCAGAAUAACAAUCUGAGCCUGUCAGUGACAAAAACAAACACUUUUAGUGGACGUAAAUUACAGUGCGCAAUUGCCCCUUAACGUUACAAUGCAGCCUGUUUCAUCGAUGCCAGCUGCAGCACUCUCUCUCAGUAUUGGACCAAAAUCACAAACUGUCACCACCAUGAGUCACUAAGCAAAAAAACGUGAAAAAAAUAGGGUUCAGGUUGAAAAAUAUCGAAGUUACCCUUUAAUAUUCACCAAGAACUGUACAUUUUAUACUCAUCCACAGUGUGUCGCUGCAGGCAUGGGAAGUCUCUCUCUCAGAAUUCAUCAGUAUGCAAAGAACAUCAUCACCUGUUAGAGGAUAUCCAUGUAUGUAGCGACACAACGGCAAAUACAAGUGCACAAACUAAUAUAAUUUAUUAGGAUGAGUGUUUUGGCAGAGUUGUAGUUCAGUCCAGAGCAGAGCACCGAGAGGAUUUUGUCCACUUUGACCCAGAUCUGAUCCAGUACACAGUUAUUUUGAGCCAAACUGCAGCUCUGCAGAAUAUUUAUAACCUGGGAAGCAGCUCAAACCCACAGAGGUGUGUUUCACAGACAAACUUUGGACCUAAGUGUAAAUAAAGAGGUUGAGGCAGCCUUUUCAGAAAACAGCGUGAAUGGACAUUAGUGUGUUUUUAAAAACAGCUGCAGUAGAUACCAUGAGAUUUGUCCUGUGUUGAUGUUUUUGUCAUUCCCGUUACAGACACCCACCUCCUCCCUCCUGCCUGAAACACGUCUCAUGAACCAAAACAAUUUCAGCUUCAGCAUCUCCUCAGAAAAAUGAGCAUCUUCUAUAAUAAAUAACCAGUGAGCGAUAAAAGCAGAUCUAGUUUACAGACAUCACCCACAAGCACUGAUGCACCACUGCAGGUAGUGUGCAGUUUGGUUUUUGUUUUAUUAUGUUGAUAAUUUGGCAGAGCAAUGUGAAAAUGUGAGUAAGCCUCUCCCUCCUGUUGGUGUUGUAUCCGCUUACAAUCACACACACACACACACACACACAUCAGCUGAUAGAUGCCUUUGUUUUUAACACGUGUCUGAACGACCCGCGGCUGCAGAGAAGAUGUUUGUGAUCUGACUACAUGUUGUUGUUGUGGUUGUUGUUGAGGUUGUUGUUGAGGUUCAGAAUAAUGGUUGACAAUCUGGAGUGUCAUCUCACCACCCUCUUUUGUUAGAAAAUGGAAAACAGAAACACUGGAAUGUCAAAGCUUUUUUAAAUAAAAAAAGUCAAUGUGAGAAUA
Molecule: messenger RNA, 6578 nt
Organism: Epinephelus fuscoguttatus (brown-marbled grouper)
Lineage: Eukaryota; Metazoa; Chordata; Actinopteri; Perciformes; Serranidae
Gene: naa25
Product: N-alpha-acetyltransferase 25, NatB auxiliary subunit
Exons: 24
Coding region: 50-2965 (971 amino acids)
Biological process (GO): N-terminal peptidyl-methionine acetylation
Cellular component (GO): NatB complex; cytoplasm
Molecular function (GO): protein-N-terminal amino-acid acetyltransferase activity; protein binding
Source: RefSeq, a predicted model, not a curated record